Amoebophrya sp. A120 is the source of this 659-nucleotide messenger RNA. Lineage: Eukaryota; Dinophyceae; Syndiniales; Amoebophryaceae. The record is from the annotation of a GenBank genome assembly.
AAAAUGUGAAUAUCAGGGACACAGUCCGCGUCCGCCUCUUUUGACCGCGGUAGAAAAGCAAGCUAAGUAGUACUUUCUUGUACAGCAACAGCUAGUAUCGUAGAAUAGCAAAGAACCUCUAGCAUUAUUUAUAUUUUUGCCCACAACUACUUGUGUGCAUUAUACUAGCAGGAACGAAGCUAGAACUCCAACUUUUACUUUCCCGAAGCAAAAACUUCAAAAGAAGAAUUGUACUCGUUCCGCUAAAGAUCAUUCUUCCCGCUCACCUUAAGAAGAACACACGGCGCAAUUCACUUUUUACUCUCCGAGGAAGUGAAGACAAAACCAAAAACACGAUGACCGGAAAAACACUUCCAGCAGUGCCUCGGUCGUAUGCAGAGGAAGAUCCUCUCUUACGGGGACGGGAUGAAGAAAAGUCGAAAACUUACCAUGCAGGAGGACCUGGUGAAGCUGCUGAGACCGAACAACUGAACCCCUCCGCUCGCAGUUCCCCCUGUCUCCCACUCUGGGCCAUACUGCUGAUCGCGUUUCUCUCCCUCGGCGCUGUGGCGGGUACGACGGCGGGAGUGAUUGUCGCGGUUAACCACGCGCGGAGUGGUACAGAAGGGAACAACGUCCCCGCUCCGCCUCCAUCUGCCGGAGGAGGCAAUGACGGGGGG